This is a messenger RNA of Boleophthalmus pectinirostris (great blue-spotted mudskipper), 993 nucleotides long. Its product is annotated as protein Wnt-8a-like. Gene Ontology annotation, cellular component: extracellular region. Gene Ontology annotation, molecular function: cytokine activity; frizzled binding. Lineage: Eukaryota; Metazoa; Chordata; Actinopteri; Gobiiformes; Gobiidae. The transcript has 4 exons. The record is from RefSeq and is a predicted model, not a curated record. The coding region runs from base 16 to 993 and encodes 325 amino acids. Gene Ontology annotation, biological process: neuron differentiation; canonical Wnt signaling pathway; cell fate commitment.
GUGAAUAACUUUCUUAUGACUGGACCAAAGGCGUUCUUGACCUACGCAAGCAGUGUGCAAUCUGGCGCACAAAGCGGUAUCAAAGAGUGCAAGCACCAGUUUGCUUUGGAUAGGUGGAAUUGCCCAGAAAGUACGCUGCAGUUAUCUACACACAACGGCCUCCGCUCAGCGACGAAGGAGACAUCAUUUGUCCACGCCAUCAGCGCAGCUGGAGUCAUGUACACCCUGACCAAGAACUGCAGCAUGGGAGACUUUGACAACUGCGGCUGCGAUGAUUCAAGGAUCGGGCAAGCAGGAGGCAAAGGGUGGAUAUGGGGAGGAUGCAGUGACAAUGUGGAGUUUGGAGAGAAGAUUUCUAAACAGUUUGUAGACGCACUGGAAGAUGGGCAUGAUUCACGCGCAGCUGUCAACUUGCACAACAACGAGGCAGGCAGACUGGCAAUUAAGGCCACAAUGAGGAAAGCUUGUAAGUGCCACGGCGUCUCUGGAAGUUGUAGUAUUCAAACUUGCUGGAUGCAACUGGCCGAUUUCAGAGAGGUCGGUAAUUACCUGAAGCAGAAGCACGAGCAGGCCAAGAAACUGGAGAUGGACAAGAAGCCUGCGAGAGUUGGAAACAGUGCGGUUCAUCGCGGAGCUCGGGCGCUCACUCUGGGGGGCAUCGCCAAAACAGAGCUCAUCUUCCUGGAGGAUUCUCCUGAUUACUGCGUCCAGAACCAGAGUCUGGGAUUCCAGGGCACCGAGGGCCGGGAGUGUGUGAAGAGUGGAAAGAACGCAUGGGAGAAAAAGAGCUGCCGCAGACUGUGCUAUGACUGUGGCCUGAGAGUGGUGGAGAAGCGCAUCGAGGUGGUCAGCAGCUGCAACUGUAAAUUCCACUGGUGCUGCACAGUCAAGUGUCAAAGGUGUACACAAGUUGUAACUAAAUAUUACUGUGCGCGUAAACACGGGAGGAAACCACAGAGCAAAUCCAAGCGCAAGCAUCUGCGCCGUCCCUGA